AUGGCAACCAACACAUUCGAGACGCAAGGCGUCCGAGUAGCUGUUGAAGGAUGCGGCCAUGGCACACUAGAUGCCAUCUACGCCUCUGUCGAAGAAUCUUGUAAGCAACGAGGUUGGGACGGUGUCGAUAUCCUCAUCAUCGGCGGUGACUUUCAGUCUGUCCGCAAUGCUGAGGAUUUGACCAUUAUGUCUUGCCCUGUCAAAUACCGCCACUUAGGAGACUUUCCCAAGUACUACUCUGGUGAGAGAAAGGCACCUUAUCCGACAAUAUUCAUUGCUGGAAACCAUGAAGCCAGCUCACAUUUAUGGGAGCUCUACUACGGAGGCUGGGUUGCGCCUAACAUCUACUACAUGGGUGCUGCCAACAUCCUGCGUUUCGGUCCAUUGCGUAUUGCUGGACUAUCCGGUAUAUGGAAAGGCUUCGAUUACCGGAAACCACAUCACGAACGACUACCAUUCAGUGGCGACGAUGUAAAGUCGUGGUACCAUGUUAGGGAGAUUGACGUCCGCAAACUGCUUCAAGUCCAGACGCAAGUGGACGUCGGCCUCAGUCACGACUGGCCACGCGCAGUCGAACGACAUGGGGACCAUGGUUGGUUGUUCAAGAAGAAGCCUGAUUUCAAAAAUGAAUCUCGAGACGGUACACUCGGUAGUGUGGCAGCUGAGUAUGUCAUGGACCGUCUGCGACCUCCUCAUUGGUUUUCGGCCCAUAUGCAUGUCAAGUUCGCUGCGAUCAAGAUAUACGAGGACACCCAACCUGAAGUGGAAGAGAUCAAACCAGAUGUUGCUCCUGUAGUCACUCCUGCGCCGGCUACGGAAACCAAUCCCGAUGAGAUUGAUUUGGAUAUGGAUGAUGAUGACGACGAAGAGGACACUAAGCCCAAGGCAGAACCAGAGGUCAUAAAGAGCGAGCCUGAAACCAAAGAGACCUCAGAAACAUCCAACGAAGUAUCGGAGGAGCUUAGGGCACAGUUACCCGCAUCUUUCGCUCGUCCACAGCCUAAGAAGACACCUGGUCAACCCGUACCGCCUGGCAUCACGAACAAGGAGGUCCGAUUCCUUGCUCUCGAUAAAUGCCUACCGGGACGACAUUUUCUACAGCUCUGUGAACUCCAACCUUUUGACCCAGAAACAAGCUCUAAAUAUCCUCCAGCUAAAGAGUCGCCAAGAUGGCGACUACAAUACGACCCAGAGUGGCUUGCGAUUACUCGAGUCUUCCAUGAUUCCUUGGUCUUCGGUGACCGGGAUGCACAAACACCGCCUGAUAAGGGCGAAGAGCAUUAUCUGCCCCUUAUCGAGAAGGAAAGAGAAUGGGUCGAAGAAAAUGUUGUUAAGGCUGGAAAGUUAGAUGUGCCGUACAAUUUCGAGAUCACUGCGCCACCUUAUGUUCCUGGUACUCCUGAGAUUGUCAAUGAGCAGCCAGCGGAGUACACAAACCCACAGACCACAACCUUUUGCGAAAUGAUGGGGCUAUCGAAUAUAUGGGAUGCCACUGAACAAGAGAGACGCCAACGGAAAGCACAGGGACCACCUAAAACAGAUCAAAGGUUCACUGGUGGGAGGAGAGGCGGUGGUCAAGGAAGAGGUAGGGGAGGCGGAAGAGGACGAGGCAGGGGCAGAGGUCGUGGGGGUCGCUGGUAA
This is a messenger RNA of Fusarium coffeatum, 1641 nucleotides long. RefSeq lists its product as uncharacterized. Gene Ontology annotation, cellular component: nucleus. NCBI's taxonomy places the organism in Eukaryota, Fungi, Ascomycota, Sordariomycetes, Hypocreales, Nectriaceae. Gene Ontology annotation, biological process: mRNA splicing, via spliceosome. Bases 1 to 1641 code for a protein of 546 amino acids. The transcript is spliced from 3 exons. The record is from RefSeq and is a predicted model, not a curated record. Gene Ontology annotation, molecular function: RNA lariat debranching enzyme activity.